Lactuca sativa (garden lettuce) is the source of this 1538-nucleotide messenger RNA. RefSeq names its product putative sugar phosphate/phosphate translocator At5g25400. NCBI's taxonomy places the organism in Eukaryota, Viridiplantae, Streptophyta, Magnoliopsida, Asterales, Asteraceae. The record is from RefSeq and is a predicted model, not a curated record.
AAGUGUAAAAACGCGAUUCGGUCCUCAUCAGUCGUCACCUACCCCCAUUACACACACACACUAAAACACACACAAAAACUCCGUAAAUUCAACGUUUUCUUCUAACCUAAUUCCCCUAAAUUCACUCAAAUCUCUUUAAAACCCAUCUUCCAUCCGCCAUAGAUCCCUAAUCCCACAUUGGGUUUCUUCUUUUCUCCCAUUGAUUUCAUCAAAUUUGAUUAAUUAAUCACUCAGAUCCAGUCCACCAAUAGCAAUGGGGAAAGGAGGAGCCCUAAGCGAUGGCGUAUUGAAGAAGAUCAUUCUUUCAUACACCUACGUCGCAAUAUGGAUCUCCCUCAGCUUCACAGUCAUCGUCUACAACAAAUACAUCCUCGAUCGGAAGAUGUACGAUUGGCCUUACCCAAUCUCACUAACCAUGAUCCACAUGGGUUUCUGUUCUUCGUUAGCAUACAUCCUCGUCAGUGUUCUCAAAGUCGUCGAACCAGUUCAGAUGACUCGCGAUAUUUAUCUCAAAUCCGUCGUUCCAAUCGGUUUGCUUUAUUCUCUCAGUUUAUGGCUUUCGAAUUCCGCUUACAUUUAUCUCUCUGUUUCUUUCAUUCAAAUGCUCAAAGCUUUAAUGCCUGUCGCCGUUUACUCCAUCGGCGUUUUGUUGAAAAAAGACGGGUUUAAAGGCGAUACCAUGACUAACAUGCUAUCGAUCUCCUUCGGUGUUGCCAUUGCCGCUUACGGCGAAGCUAAAUUCAAUAGCUGGGGUGUCAUGUUACAGCUUGGUGCUGUUUGUUUCGAGGCUACCCGAUUGGUUUUGAUUCAGAUCUUGUUGACUUCGAAAGGCAUUACAUUCAAUCCAAUUACUUCUCUUUACUAUGUCGCUCCUUGUUGUUUUGCCUUCUUAUCUAUCCCUUGGAUCAUCGUUGAGUUUCCCAAACUCAGAGAUACCUCAAGUUUCCAUUUCGAUUACUUCAUCUUUGGCACAAAUUCUUUGUGUGCAUUCGCUUUGAAUCUUGCUGUGUUUUUACUUGUUGGAAAGACUUCAGCAUUGACGAUGAAUGUGGCCGGAGUUGUCAAAGAUUGGUUGUUGAUUGCGUUUUCUUGGUCUGUGAUCAAGGACACUGUGACCCCCAUUAAUCUACUCGGUUAUGGCAUUGCUUUCUUGGGUGUUGCUUAUUAUAAUCAUGCGAAAUUACAGGCACUUAAGGCUAAAGAAGUAGAAAAGAAGGCAACCCAGGUUGAUGAUGAAUCUGGUAAACUGUUAGAGGAGAAAAGUGCAGAAAAAUCUUCAGACAAUUGAUAUAUGAUUGGUUUAAGCCUAAUUACACAAAUUAGGAAAGGGAAUCAAGAUUAUGAGUUAGAAGCCCUAGAAUCUUUUUUUUUGGUGUAUUUGUUAGUAAGUUAUUUAUAUGUGAUUUAACGUUUAUUUAUUUGAUGUUAUAUUGGGGUUUUGAGAGUAUUGAACUCUUGGUGCCAAUAUGUGCAAGUGACCAGAGAAAAAGACUUGUCUUUUAUAUGUUAUUUAUAUUUAAAGAUCCUUCAUUUGGUAA